GCCGCCAGGUCUCCCCGUUUCCCGGGCUCCAAUCACUCCGGAGACGAGACGGAGCCAUGGGGGGAAAGCGGAGUGAGGAGGAGGAGGCCUCAGGGAAACCAGCCCAAUAUGACCCCUCCUUUCGAGGCCCCAUCAAAGACAGGAGCUGCACCGACAUCAUCUGCUGCUUCCUCUUCCUGAUCUUCAUUUUGGGGUAUAUCGUGGUGGGCAUAGUGGCCUGGGUGUAUGGAGACCCCCGGCAGGUGCUGUACCCCAGGAACUCCACCGGGGCCUACUGCGGGGUCGGGGAGAACAGGGAGAAACCCUAUCUCCUGUACUUCAACAUCUUCAGCUGCGCGCUGGCCGUCAACGUCCUGGAAGCCCUACGGAGCGGUCUCUCAUGCCCCACACCCCAGGUGUGUGUGGCUGCCUGCCCAGCAGUCGGAUGGGCCGUGGAAACAAGCCAACUCCCCCUGACGGUUGGCGAGGUCUUCUACAAAGCGAACAGGAGUUUUUGUCUGCCAGGUGUGCCCUCAGAUAUGGAAGUGCUCCACAGCCUGCAGCAGGAGCUCUGCCCCAGCUUCCUCCUCCCCUCCACCCCAGUUCUGGGGCGCUGUUUCCCUUCUCCCAACAUGAACUUCACACUGCCCCAGUUCCCAGGGAUCAACAAUACCUCCGUGUCCCAGGCGGUCAGUGGCCUGGUGGACAGCCUCAAUGCCCGUGACAUCACUGUGAAGAUCUUCGAAGACUUUGCCCGGUCCUGGUACUGGGUUCUCAUCACCCUGGGUGUGGCCCUGGUCCUGAGCCUGCUCUUCAUCCUGCUGCUGCGCCUGGUGGCCGGGCCGCUGGUGCUGGUGCUGGUCGUGGGGCUGCUGGGCGUGCUGGCCUACGGCAUCUACCACUGCUGGGAGCAGUACCGGCGGCUGCGCGACAGCGGGGCGCCCUCCCUUGCCCAGGUGGGCUUCACCACCGACUUCAGCGCCUAUGAGAACGUCAAGGAGACCUGGCUGGCCGCCCUGAUCAUAGUGGCCGCGCUGGAAGGCGUCCUGCUGCUCCUGCUCAUCUUCCUGCGGCAGCGGAUUCGCAUCGCCGUGGCCCUCCUGGAAGAGGCCAGCAAGGCCGUGGGCCAUAUGAUGUCCACCAUGUUCUACCCACUGGUCACCUUCAUCCUCCUGGUCAUCUGCAUUGCUUACUGGGUCAUGACUGCUCUGUACCUGGCCACAUCCGGGCAACCCCAGUACAUCUACUGGGUGUCCAACGCCAGCACACCAGGGUGUGAGACAGUGCCAGUGAACAAGUCAUGUGACCCCAUGGCUCAGCCCAAGAACUCCUCCUGCCCAGGGCUGAUGUGCGUCUUCCAGGGCUACUCGUCCACAGGCCGAGUACAGCGGACCCUGUUCAACCUGCAAAUCUACGGGGUCCUGGGGCUCUUCUGGACUGUGAACUGGGUGCUGGCCCUGGGCCAGUGUGUCCUGGCUGGAGCCUUUGCCUCCUUCUACUGGGCCUUUCACAAGCCCCGGGACAUCCCCACCUUCCCACUGAGCGCAGCCUUCAUCCGUACACUGCGUUACCACACCGGGUCCCUGGCCUUCGGGGCCCUCAUCCUGAGCCUUGUGCAGAUAGCCCGGAUGGUCUUGGAAUACAUUGACCACAAACUGCGAGGAGCCCAGAACGCCUUGGCUCGCUGCAUUAUGUGCUGCUUCAAGUGCUGCCUCUGGUGCCUGGAGAAAUUCAUCAAGUUCCUGAACCGCAAUGCAUACAUCAUGAUCGCCAUCUAUGGGAAGAACUUCUGCGUCUCGGCCAAAAAUGCCUUUCUGCUGCUCAUGCGGAACGUGCUGAGGGUAGUGGUCCUGGAUAAAGUCACAGACCUGCUGCUGUUCUUCGGGAAGCUGCUGGUGGUCGGAGGCGUGGGGGUCCUGGCCUUCUUCUUCUUCUCCGGUCGCAUCAAGGGGCUGGGUAAGGUCUUCGAGAAUCCCGAGCUCAACUAUUACUGGCUUCCCAUCAUGACGAGCAUCGCAGGGGCGUACGUCAUCGCCAGCGGCUUCUUCAGCGUGUUCGGCAUGUGCGUGGACACGCUCUUCCUGUGCUUCCUGGAAGACCUGGAGCGCAACGACGGCUCGCAGGACCGGCCCUACUACAUGUCCAAGAACCUGCUGAAGAUCCUGGGCAAGAAGAACCAGGCGCCCGCGGCCGACAAGAAGAGGAAGAAGUGAGCCGAGGCCCGCGCCAGCCCAGGCACACUUUGUCGUACAGAUCUCAAAUUCAGUCAUUUUAAUAAAAAUUAAAAAC
Molecule: messenger RNA, 2268 nt
Organism: Octodon degus (degu)
Lineage: Eukaryota; Metazoa; Chordata; Mammalia; Rodentia; Octodontidae
Gene: Slc44a4
Product: solute carrier family 44 member 4
Exons: 21
Coding region: 57-2192 (711 amino acids)
Biological process (GO): choline transport; thiamine pyrophosphate transmembrane transport
Cellular component (GO): plasma membrane
Molecular function (GO): thiamine pyrophosphate transmembrane transporter activity
Source: RefSeq, a predicted model, not a curated record